AUGAAGCGGUGAGCAUUUCAAUGCUUUCAGCUGGUGAUCUUACACUGACGCCCCGCGUGACUCUUCUCACAUCCCCUCAGCCCAUAUGCUACGUACACCGGCACAGCGGGAACUCCUACACAGGGAGCAGCUCCCCAAGGGACCGCCAGCCCAUACGCCAAUUACGGGUAUGGCGGCCCCCAGCAACAUCACCAACAGCAGCAGCAGCCUGUGGCAGCUUCGCCUGCUCACAAUGCAGGUGGUGAAUCUGGACUGACGAAGGAGCAGCAGCAGGCGCAGUGGCACGCUCAAUGGCAGCAGGUGAGCUGACUGAUCGUCAGUAUGGCGAAGUGCGCUCGAGUCGCAAGCUGACCCGGCCUCGUGAUCGGCAUUGGCAGUACUAUGCUCAGCAGGCAGCUGCCGCUGCGGCCACACCAACUCCUACGACACCCGCUCAAUCUCCCCAGCAACUACAGCAGUCACAGUAUGGCGGCUAUCCUCAACAACCUCAGCGUCCACCGCCUCAGCCGGCACAAGCGGCUUAUUCCACCGCUUAUCCUCAACAGCCCCAGCAACAAAACUACCAACCCCCAGCCCAGCAGGCUACCUACAGUCAGCCCGCGGCUCCUGCGUGGCAAAAUCAGCAGCAACCCCCGCAACAAGGACCGGCAUACCCACAGCCCUCGCCCCAGCCUCAGCAUCAGACUGCCUUUGCUUCGAACACGCCGCAAGGCCAAUACACUGGCGGCCCCCCACAGGGUCCAAAUCAGUCCGGCUACUAUGGUCAAUAUCCAGCCAGCCAGAACACACGCGUUCCGCAGCAGCAGCAUGGUGGCCCUGCACCGGUUCAAGCUGGUCCGCCUUCGAAGCGACAGCGCUACGGUGACAACGGCAUGCAACCUGGGAAUGUUCAGCCCGCCCCAGGUUAUGGUCAGCCAACGCCGCCGCCCGCCCAAGGCUGGCAGCAACAAGGUUUCGGAGGACCGCAACAGGGUCAAUCUGGACCAGCACCUUUUGCAGCACCUCAACAACAGCAACAACAACAGUACAUGCCUCAGCAACCAAAUGGAUGGCAAGGCGCUCGUUCCCACCAACAGCCACCUGGUCCGAAUUCAGUCCUACCAGUGGGCCAGCAAGGACCUCCGCAAGGCUACGGACAGGUGCCCACAGGUCCGGGCGGCAUGCAGAAUCACUUAAGCUUUGGCCCUGCUGGCAAUGUCGGCAACUCGACCCCCAACCACCACGGGUCGGCUCGAAAUGCGAACGGUCCACGCUUGGGACCUCAGCAAAGCCGUCCACCUGUCGCAAGCCUCCCUCGUCCACCGGCCCCGGUAGGCAAAGGACCUCAAGCGCUGCAGCAGGGCAAUCGAUUUGGCGCGUCCGCCGGUGCUGCCGCCGGCGUCGUUCCAUCUGCUGGAGAUCGCAGCGGCUUUUCUUCUGGCAGUCGAGGCGGCAAUCAACCUGCGCGAUUGCGCCCAAGCGGAUCAGGAGGACAACGUGGAGGUCCGGCUGCACCGCAAGCAGGACCCAGUGGCAACAACAAUCAGCGUGGAUUCAGCAGCCAGAACAUGAUGGCUCCAGCUUCUGGAGUUCAGCGCAAAUUUGGUGAACGCAACGCAGCACAAGUGGGGAGCAACGUUCCCACUCGCAAUCAGAAUGGUCGUCCAUCUCAAGUCUCGACCUUUGAGUCUACGCGAGCAGCACAGAUUGCGCCGGCUAUCGCAGGGCAGCCUUCUUCCGCUGCUGAUCACUCCGUUCCUGGGGGCAGCAAGCGCACAUUUACCGACUUUCGCAUCAAAGGCCUCGAUAUUCCCGCAUUAGCAUGGGGCUGGAAAAUCACUAGCGAAAAGAAUGGAGAUGACGUAGAAGACUCCAGCGAAGAGGAGGAAGAGGACAAUGCGGCUGAAGCUGGCGCGAAGAAUCACGACAACGACGAUGAUGACGCGAUGAGUAUUGCGGAUAGCAUCGAUCCAGCCAAGGAGCGCAAGACAAGGCCGCCAAGUGGUCCAGCAAAUAGCGGACUACGAGGAGAUGUUUGUCGCAUGCGCAUCAAUUUUGCAGCUGUCGCGCACCAGCCUCCCGUCAACGCGCCAGCAGGACCGCGAGCCAAGCUCAAGGCUGACAAAACUGCCACCGGCUCUCCUGCCGUCGAUGCCCAAGAUGGCGACAACACUGCACCACCAUCAGAUGCUGGCGAUGCCUCUGAAGCUACCAAAGAAGUGUCGAAGGAUGGCGAAGAUUCGAGUAAGGAAUCGAGCAUUGUUGUGGAGCCAGCUUGGACGCCAUUCAGCAAGGGGCCCCCUCAGAGCAGCACCAAUCGCAUCAGCAUCUCCUACGCAGGGACGCUCCGUCGGCUCACUAUCGAUGCCGAAAUAGUCAAGGAGUUGCGAGUUUUCCGAGCUGAGAAUCGAGCCGAGAUCAUCGUCGACGUCACAACUGCCCCCGGCGCUCGCGACUCAAACCUGAAUCGCAAAGGCAAAGAAUGGGUCAUUGCGAAGGGUAUUUUGCUCGAGACUCGCGACACCGAGACUGACUCCUUCGGCGUCACCAGUCGCAGGCAACUUGAGCAUGCUUGGGCGAACAAAACAAAUGAAGAACCUGUCAUUUCAAAAACGAAGACCAAAACGAAGACUGCCGCAGGAGACACCGACGCCGCGCAAGUAGAAAGCUCGGAAGAGAAGCUCGCGCCAGUGGCUGGGCCUUUCAAUGAGCUUCCCCCUUUGUUCAGACUGCUCGAAGAACAUGACGUGCCGGACGACGAUGGAGCGCCGGAAGCGCGAGGCGCAAGUCAGUUGAUCAUCAAUGUGCAACUCGACAGACCUACAACACUUGAAGACAAGUGGCUUCGUAGCGGUGACGUCGGAGAAUGGUUAUCAGCCUUGCCUGCCUUCUCCACCCGCGUGUCUGAGCCAGUGUGGCAAGAAAAGAUCCAUGUUGCCGAUCCGGAUCCACUGCCUACAGUAUCGCAGGUGUGUCAGGAUUGGACAAACAAGAGCUCGAUUGGGACCCCAAGAGAACGACGACGGUUCAUCGCAGAUCAGUUGCAGGGAGGAGAAGCGAUGCAUGAGAUUGUUGCACAGAUCAUGCGCAAUCCCAACAAUCCUGCGCUGUCAAAGCACGAGGUUGCGCCGCCUCUGCUCGAGACUUUCGACAAGACUGCCUUUUCGGCCAACCAAAACCAUCUUGCCCUUGCUGCCCUGAGGCUGCUGGACUUGAUCCAAGAAUACGGCGCAGCAUCCGGCACGUCCGGAGAGCUCAUCCUCACACAUUUGAAUGACUUGAUUAUGGCCCUUCCUACUACAGUCAUUUUCAAGGCGUUGGACGCACUGGUGAGUGGCGGAGUCGGAAGUGCAAGCAGUCGGGCAGUGCUAAUAGCUUCGGUUCCUUUGCAGUGGAAAGAAGCGCACGAAAAGCAGCGCAUUGCUGACGCUGAACGUAAGCAGGCUCAAAAGCAAGCGGAAAAGAAGGCUAAGAAAGACAAGCAGCAUACGCAAGGAAAGUCGGAUGAAGCUAAAGUGGAGCAAAGGACAGAUGCGCCUUCAAGUAAGGAAACGAGCAGUAGCCAAAGCCAGACGGCAAGUCAGGGCCGAGUGGGUCUAGUGAAAGGCGAGACGCCAGGUGGCGAGAGGCAAGGUGGCGAGGCAGAAGCCAAGAUAGAGACGGAUUCGGGAGUCGAGCCGCUCCUCAAGGUGGAGACGGAGCUCGAGCUGCCCGAUCUGUCUGGUUCUGCAGUUGGCGUAGAGGAAACGUCGACUCCAAACAAACUGCCCACGGGUCACGUCGUGGACAUUGACAGUGCGAUCGAAGGGAUUGGAUCAGCUACGCAGCCAAAGGACCCGCUGGAACAGCUCGUCGAUGACGCUCUUGCUCUUGACUCUGUCAAGCAAGAAGCUGAUGCGACGGUACUGCCGAUCUCUUUGUUAGACACGGAGAUGGCUGGAGAGAACGGCGCCCAAGUUGAGGGAGCGACAUUGCUGCCAGGGACUGCUUCGGACAAUCUGGUGGAUCAAACUGCUGACAUGCGGUCAGAAGAAGAGCUCUUGACGAGUGAUGGCGCGAGGGUUCACGAGGUCGUGGCGCAACCUGGGACGAGCGUAGCGGAGAGCUCGAAAUUGCCGGUGGAUGACUAG
Messenger RNA from Ceraceosorus bombacis, 4109 nucleotides. The record is from the annotation of a GenBank genome assembly. NCBI's taxonomy places the organism in Eukaryota, Fungi, Basidiomycota, Exobasidiomycetes, Ceraceosorales, Ceraceosoraceae.